Molecule: messenger RNA, 4190 nt
Organism: Paramecium primaurelia
Lineage: Eukaryota; Ciliophora; Oligohymenophorea; Peniculida; Parameciidae
Source: the annotation of a GenBank genome assembly
AUGAUUCUAAUCAUUCUUGCUAGUUUUACUCUAUUGAGUGUAUGCAAACAUUGUUCCUCAUUUCCUUACGAUUACACUAAAAUUGUUGCAAAGGAAAAUGAAAAAAUAGUUUAAGAUUUAGGAGAUUACUUCGGCAAAACUAAAUAUAAAGAUGUAGUCACAUUAAGAGAUGAAAAUAAUAAACUAUCUUUAUUGAAUCCAAUAUAACUAAUAAAUACAAUGGAAAUGCCUCCUAAUUGUAAAAUAUGUUUUUGAUAUUUUAUUAGUCAAUAAGAUAAUAUCGUAUUCUGUAUUAACUUCUUCAGAAUUUGAGUGGCUUAAUAAAUAUUAAUUAUUGGCUAUAAAUAAAGAUGAUGAUAUAAUUCUGAUUUGGACAGAACAUUUUGUAGCUGGUACUCAAGGAAGGUUACCAAACUUUGACUCUAAUAAAAUUAUUGGAAAUAUCAAUUAAGUAAAAUGUUAAUCAUCAGUUAUUUUGGAUGCAAAACACCUAUUAAUAGAUUGUUAUUAAAUCGAUACUGGAAACUUAAAUAAUCAAUUUUAUUUAAUAAAUUAAGAUUAAGAAGAAAUAAUUAAGAUAGAAAAUACUUAUCCUUUAUUAACAGAUUAAAAGAGAUACAUACUUAGCACAAAUAAUUAUAUUUAUAGAAUUACAACUUACUCAACCGAUAAUCCAUCAUAUAUUGAAAUAUUCACAUAUGAUUUAUUAAGCAAUCAAAUAUAAAGGAUAAAAAUUAUUGAUCAAGAAUUAAUUUUAAAUUAUGUAACAUUUCGUGAAUACUCUUUUGAAAUAGUUGAAGUAAAAGUAGGACCAUAAGAUCAAAUCCUUAUUUUGGAUUCAAUAGGUAAUCUAUUUGAAAUGAAGUAUCUUAUUGAUAAAGACAGUUGGGAAUUUUCAUUUUUAGUAAUGAGAUUGGGUAAUUCAAUAUCAUUUGAUUAUUCCUUUAAAUAUAAAAGGAUGGCAGUAUUACAACCUUUUAAAAUUAUUUAUGGAAUAUUUCUUACAGAAUAUAACUCAAUUGAAGAUUUGUCAUAAUCAAGAAUACAUAUUACUAAAAAUUUUUUAUAUUUAGUGUCGUCAACUAAAAUAAUUUCAUUUCUUUUAGACGUUUUUCAACCUGUAUAUUAAACAACAGGAGAUUUCAGUUAUUUGUUAACUGAUUAUACGCAAAAUGAUUUCUUAGCAUUUAGUAAUACAAAUAUAAAACAUUAUUUAAGUGGAUCAGAAUAUAAAAUUUAAUAUUCAAAUAAUCAACCUGAAUUAAAAGGAACAGCAAUAUUAAAUCAUAACUAAUGCUAAGUGACAAUUGAAUAUUAGACAGUAGCUCGUAAUUCAAAAGAACUUAUCUUGAUUUCUAAAGGAAAUAUUAUUGAAACUCCUUUUCUUUCAGAUACUAUUUAUUUACAAUAUACAUUGCCAAAUAGUAUUAACAAAUUAGUUGAUGGUCCCACAUAAUCAUUAUCUUUUUAAAAAGUAGAUAAUAGUAAUCUAGAAUAAAGUGGUAAUGUAAGUUAUAUAGGAAUGACUGGAGACUUGAAAACAGUAUAUGAAAAUGAAAAUUUAAGUUUGAAAAACCUAAUAUUUACAUAAACUAUUUCAAUGAUAAAUUCUAAUGAUAAUAACUACCUCAUUAUAACUUAGAAUCAAGAAAAGUUAUUAAAGAUUUAUAGGUGUUACAUAUACAUCGCUUAAGCUUGUACUUAAAGUUAUGAAACAUUAUUAACAUUUAAAAUAACCUCUGAAAACACAGCUAUAUAAUAUGAAGAUUAAGCUCUCAAAUUUAUAACUUUAUUGGACAAGAAAAACUUAUUUUAUUAUUAAUUCUUCUAAGGGGAAUAUUUUAAUAAAACUAUCACACUAACUGAUCAAGAUCCAAUUGACGAGAUUGAUAAUAUUUAUACUAACUAUAAAUAUUUUAUAGCAUAUUCUAAAACAAAGAAAAUAAUUGGAGUUUACGAGUUUAAAAAUGUUAUCUUUUUAUAUUCAAUAACUUUGGAUUAAAUGAAGAAAUUUGGUAUAUCUGAUUGGAAUCCUUAAAGACUAUUUUGUAACAAUUAUAAGGAAAUCCUAUUUCUAAUUAAUGGUCAACAAUAAAAUGAAGUUUUUAUAUUGACUUUGAAUCUUAAUUAUUUUACUUUAGAUUAUGUUAUGAAAAUUAAUGAAUCAAAAGAUAUUAGAAUAAUUACAUUCGUUGAAAGAUUCGCUAUUCUUUAAUAAUAUGAAAAUGGAAUUAUAAGUUUUGAUGUCUUCAAUAUGAAGGAAAUUACAAAUAUUUAUUUUGAGAAAACACCUACAUUUUAUGAUUACAAAAUUUAAGAUUUGAAUUCCAUCUAUUGGGUAUCAUCCAAAAAUCUAUUGCACUUUAAAGCCUAAUUAGAAAAUAAAUAAUAUCUAUUAACCUACAUGAUUGAAUAAACAGAUCAUAAUUCAUUAUAUACUGUUUAAGUAUUAAAUGAAACAAAUUAAUAUAUUACAGUUGAUCAAGACAGAGUAUUCUAAUUCAAUUAGGAUGUCAUUUAAAUAUAUUGGAUUCAAAGAAAACCAAAUUUGGUAUAUUAUGUGAAUUUCAAAGAUGAAACAUUUAUAAGUAAUGUUAAAUAUUAAAUUAUAUAUAAAAAUGGAUAAGAAUUAUAAGUUAAUCAAAACUUUAGACUUGCAAAUACUUAUAUAGAAUUAAAAGCGUAUCCAGAUAAAAUAAAUAUUACUACUAAUCUUUCAACAAAAGUGUAAAACAAUAAUAUUUAAAAUAUGGGAAGAGCUUGGUAUUUUGGUGAGGUUAGUAAAUUUGAAUUAGAGUCUCCUGAUAUUAAAGGUUAAAAAAUUGAAAUUAUUGAUCCUAUUGAAUAAUUAAUAGAGUACUAUUAAAAUAACACAAUUAGUAUAACUGAUUUGGAUAAUAAUCAUGUUUUUGUUUUAAAAAGUGAUAGUUUUUUAAUUGUAAGUAAAAAAUCCAAUUAAGUUGUUGCUCAAAAAAGCAUCACAUAAGGAUAUGAUUGCAAAAAUAUAUUAGCUUCAUUUUAAUCUAAAAUUUUAAUUAUGUGCACAUAAGAUAAACAAUAGUUCAUAAAUGGAAUUUAAUGUGUAGAAGCUGAAUGUAAGGUAGGGGAUAAUUGGUUAUAAAUUGAUGAUGAUAUUAUUUUUGGAUAAAUGGAUGAAGAUAAUAUAUAUAUUGUAUUAAAGUAGAGUAUUUUAGUUUAUUCAAACUAAAUUUUAGAUAUAUUACAUGCAAAGAAUUAUGGUUUGAUUACAUUUGAAGAUUUUGAAUAUUUCUAGUAAGGAUUAGCUAUAAAAAAAAUAUAAACAAAUCUUUAUCAUAUUUAUUGCACAGAUUUAAACUAAAAUUUUAUUAUAUUGGAAUACAUAAUUAAAGAUGAAAAAUUGGUUAGAAUUAAUAAAAUAAAUUACAAUCUAUAUGAUUUAUUAAAUAAUGAGUUUUAUCUUUUACCUUCAGCUGAAUUGAAUUUAAUAAAGGUUAUUAAUUUACAGAAUUAAGGUGCUAUCUUUUAAAUUGAUUAUAUAAUAUUUGCUACAGUUGGUCCUCACUAUGGAAUAAGAAUGGAAUUUAAUUGUAAAUCUGACUCAUGUACUCUAUCAUCUUAAAAGAUAAUAUAUAUCUUAUAGGGUUAUGGAGAAAGUAAAGUUGACAGUUUAGUUUUACCAAAAGUAAUAAUAAAAUAAAAAUAUGUUUCAAUUGUGUAUCAAUUUAAUAAUCCUGGCCAUAAAUCUUAUACUUAAGCUAUAUAUGAAAUUCCAGAAAAAGAAUCUACAAAUUCUGCUGUUUACUUUUAUGCAGCAAUACAAGAUGUUUCAUACGCUUAUUAUUUAAAUUUUUAAACAGAAUUGUACACCUUUGCAAAUGAGGUAAUUAUUUAGAAAAUAAUUUUAGUUAUAUUUAAUUAGUAAUUUGAAAUAAUAUGGUUAAUUAAGAUUAUACAAAGUUAAUCAAUCUCCAAAAUUAUUGAUUGAUGGGAAUAUUAGUGAAGCCAAAGUUACUAUCUCAUUGAAAAAUGAUUAUGUAAUAAGAAAUUUAUAUCUUGACAUUACAGCAUCUGAUGAUCCAGGUUAAUCUGAUAAUAAUGGUCAUACAAUAUUAUGGGUUAUUUUAGGAAUAGUAGGAGGAUUAAUAGUUUUAGGAGUUGGAUUUUGGUGUUGUAAAAAGAAAAAGUCUAAGAAUGAGCCUCUGUUAUGA